Molecule: messenger RNA, 2856 nt
Organism: Salvia splendens (bonfire salvia)
Lineage: Eukaryota; Viridiplantae; Streptophyta; Magnoliopsida; Lamiales; Lamiaceae
Product: putative late blight resistance protein homolog R1A-10
Exons: 2
Coding region: 52-2712 (886 amino acids)
Biological process (GO): defense response to other organism
Molecular function (GO): ADP binding
Source: RefSeq, a predicted model, not a curated record
ACUAUAGGCCAAGAUUAAAAAAUUAAGGUUGGGUCCUAUAAAAGAGAGGAAAUGAAGAGGGUGAAAUCAAUGGCGGACGCAGCAGUAGAGUUCCUGUUGAAGAACCUCAUCGAGCUGGUGGCCCACCACAGCCACCUGAUAACUGAAACGAAGAGCCAAGUGAAGUUGCUGGAGGAGGAUCUCAUCAUCUUCCGCGGCUUUCUCAAGGACUCGGUGAAGAGGAGGAAAAAGAAUGAGGGCAUCCAGUUACUGGUGAACAACAUCCGCGACGUUGUUUAUGAGGCUGAAGACACCAUCGAUGCCUUCGUCACCCUGUCCACCGACAACAACAGGUCAAGGAAUUACUUUGCCAAAGCUUUCAAGUCGCUGCUCACACUCCACGACAUCGGGAAACGGGUGAAGGAAGUGCGGGUGAAAGUCGACAAGGGUAGGGCUGAUUUCAACCUCCUCAGCCUCCCCGAUGAAGACAAACAUGAAAAACCUGAGGUUCGGCCUCCAAGGCAUAAAAAUGUGGUUGGUUUUGAAGAUGUUUUCACAGAGCUUAUAGAGCGUCUGACUACAGAAACUAAUUAUAUUGAUGUAAUUUCUCUGACCGGAAUGUUUGGGCUUGGCAAGACAACCUUGGCAUGGAAGAUUUUCAACGAUCGACGCAUCGUCUUCGAAUUCCCCCUCCGCAUUUGGGUCUCCGUUUCUCAGCAGUUUUCAGACAAGGACAUCUUCAUCGCCAUCCUCGAAAAGAUCAUCCCUAUAAACGAGGAACUACGUGCCAAAGACGAGCAACACUUGUCCGAAAUGGUGGCCACUCAUCUCAACGAUAGGAAGUUCCUGAUCGUGAUGGACGAUGUCUGGUCUCAUAAGGAUUGGGACAGAAUCGAAAAGGCUCUGCCUGCCGACAACAAGAUGGGUAAAGUCUUGAUCACGAGCCGGGAAGAAGAUUUAGGCAAAUAUGCUAGUCGCCCGAGGGAACCCGUGAGGCUGCGUUUCUUCUAUCAGGAAGAGAGCUGGGAGCUGCUCCGGCUGGAGGCUCUUGGCCAGCUCGACUGCCCUUCUGAUUUGCAUAAUAUUGGGAAUUUGAUUGCAAAAGAUUGUAAUGGAUUGCCUCUUGCAAUAGUGGUGAUAGGAGGCAUCCUCGCCACCAAGUAUUCAGCUUCAGAUAUCGGCGCAACGGAAAGGGCGUGGGAGAAGGUGUCCAAACGUGUGGGCACCCAUCUGAUGAACGAGGAUCCAAAGGAUCGCAUGAACAAGUUCAUAUCGUUGAGCUAUGACAAGUUGCCUUAUUAUUUGCAGGCAUGUUUUCUUUACCUUGGGAUGUUUCCUGAAGAUUAUGAAAUCCCAGUUUCCAAGCUGAUCCGCGUGUGGAUUGCGGAGGGAUUCAUAAAGCACGAGAAAGGAUGCAGCUUGGAGGAAACUGCACAGAACUAUUUGGAGUAUCUUAUUAACAGAAACUUGGUCAUGACUGAGAAGAUGAAACCUAAUGGCAAGGUUAAAACAUGCCGGAUUCAUGAUGCCUUGCGUGAUUUCUGCAUAACUAAAGCUGGAAAAGAAAAAGACAAUUUUCUCCAAGAAAUUAAGUAUGUUGAUGGUGUUUUUGACCCUCCUCUCUCAGACAUAACAAACUGCCGCCGUCUUGCCAUCCAUUCCAACUGCUCGAGCUUCCUCAGUUCGAAGCCUUCUGGCCCACGCAUCCGCUCAUUUGCUUGCAUUCCCAACGAGGAAUACAACUUGCAAGAUGCCAACAUUUCAGCCAUCCCUGCAGCUUUCAAAUUGCUCAGAGUUUUAGAUGCCAAACCCAUCAUAUUUACCAAAAUCCCCAAUGAUAUGUACCAGCUUCUUCAUCUGAGGUUCAUGGUCUUGUCUUUCAAUCUGCAAGUCCUUUCAGCAAAGUUCAGCAAGCUAUGGAACCUACAAACCCUUGUAGUCCACACAACAUCCCGCACGCUCGAUGUCAAAGUGGAUAUAUGGAGGAUGAAGGAGCUAAGGCAUUUCAAGACGAAUGCAUCUGUCACCUUGCAAAAGCCGGGGAAGGACAGCAAACAUGGUGCACAGCUUCGAACACUAGGCACAAUCUCAGCAGAGAGUUGCACUGCAGAGCUUAUAGAUCGAGCCUCUAAUCUGUUGAAACUAGGCAUUCGUGGGCGACUGGCCUCGCUCUUUGAAGGCAAGAUUGGAUCUUUUAACAGCUUGGUGAAGAUGACGAAGCUGGAGAAGUUGGAGCUGAUAAACGACGUGUAUCCCAAGCUGGCUUCUGAAGAGAAACUGCUCAUCCUGCCUCAGCCUGACAAGUUUCCCACUACUCUCAUCAGCCUUACACUGUGUUCAACUCAUCUUAAGUGGAGUUACAUGUCUACCCUCGGACUGUUGGAGAAUCUACAGGUGCUCAAGCUUAAAGAUAAAGCGUUUAUGGGGAGCACUUGGGAGGGAGUUUUAGGGCGUUUCCAUCACCUCGAGUUCUUGUACAUUGAUCACACAGAUUUAUGUAUUUGGAAGGCUUCAUCGCAACAUUUCCCUCGGCUUAAAGGCCUUGUGCUGCGCAAGUGUGAGCAUCUUCUUAAGAUUCCAGCUGAGCUGGCUGAGAUACAGAGCUUCCAAAAUUUGGACUUGCAUUUUUGUAAAACUGCUGCUUCCUCUGCUAAGUUGAUCAAGGAGGAAAAGAAGAGGAAUAAUGCUCUGUUCAACCUCUCUAUUUUUCCGGCUAUACAUGAUCUUGCUUGACUGGUAAGAUUGUAGUAAUCUUCAAGGGUUUUUCUUGUGGGAUUCUUUUCCCUUGUCGUAAUUAGGCGAAACCACAUUUUAUAAGUGGAGAUUAGCUUCCACUUAUUUUCUUUUUCUGUCCGAUCAUUCUCUUCUUCUCUUUCA